Messenger RNA from Periconia digitata, 2757 nucleotides. The record is from the annotation of a GenBank genome assembly. Lineage: Eukaryota; Fungi; Ascomycota; Dothideomycetes; Pleosporales; Periconiaceae.
UGCUUGGCGGACGCCCGUGUGCUGCGCUCAAGACCGCACAGCUUGGCUGUGUUCUAUAUCCGGUGUACCUACCUUUACACCAAGACCAUACGUACGCGUCAUAUCGCACAUAGCACCCUUCCCUCCAGGCAGCUUGUUGUUGAAUUGAUUCUCUCGCCGAGAGACAUCGCCGCUCGUCACCUCGAUCCUCUUCGCUCCCCUCACAUACCAUCUCCUGUCGCAGCACUGCCAAUCAUCGCCCCGUGUGCUGUCUGCACCCGAAACCCCCGCGACCAAACAAACAAUCUAGCAUACGACAUGGCCAGUCUCAAUACUUCGAGCAAUGGUCCCAGCAUAACAAGGAGCUACCAGAAUGUCAUCAACUCCCCGCCACCUUCCGCGGCCCAGGCAAAUUCGCCAACCUACGGUCAAUGGGCCGUGUUCACUGUUGCUGCCCCGCUAGUCAGCGCCUUCCAGCAGGAUGGCGGUAAAGAGAGCGUUCUGAAGGUGCAGAGCACUGGAGAGGGUGAACUCGUAGACCUUCUCGACGAAUUCUCCGAUGGUCGCAUACAAUUUGGUUUUGUCAAAGUCAAAGAUCCCAACACAUCCUUGCCUAAGUGUGUCUUGAUUGCAUGGUGUGGUGAAGGCGUGCCAGAGCGCACAAAGGGCUAUUUUGGUAGUCACCUAGGUGUUGUGUCCAAGCUACUCCAUGGAUAUCAUGUGCAGGUCACAGCUCGGUCCGAAGCAGAUCUAACGCCGGAGCGUGUUAUUCAAAAGGUUUCCGAUGCCUCAGGUGCGAAAUACUCUGGUGGCCCAAACAUUCCUUCCGCCGGACCUCCUCCUGUUGCAGCGAAAAAGCCAGUGUUCACUCCCACGCAAAUCGGGGGUGGAAGUAGUGGCUUCAACCCACUCGGUCGAUCAAGAGCCCCUGCCUCACAAGGGGAUACAGAUGCUGACGGGUGGGGCUCGGACGCGCCUCAGCUCUCAAGAACACAGCUCGAAAAAGUGGAAUCCGCGUAUAAGCCUACCAAGGUCAACAUAGCAGAGCUGACCUCGAGGAGAGACGAAUCUACGAGCGGCCAAGGCCCACGAAAUGACAGACCGGAAGUUGUCAGGGGCGCAUACCAACCGGUAGGAAAAGUCGAUAUUGCCGCUAUUCGCGCUCAGGCGAAAUCUAAUAGCCAAGAUGAUCGACCAACAGUUGUCAAGGGCGCAUAUGAGCCCGUUGGCAAAGUAGACAUCGCGGCAAUCCGGGCGAAAGCGCAAGGUGCUCCUCCCUCUUCUGGUCUGUCACCCGCCGCGACUGGUGCUUCUGGACAGGGCAACGAUGACGAAGAUGAGGCACCCAAAUCGUUGGCAGACCGCUCGGCUGCUUUCAACCAACCUGAACGCCUCACCAGCCUGCCCAAACCCAAAGUUGCGAACAAAUUCGGGGGCGCAAGCGCAUUCACGGGAACGAAAGCGCCUACUCCGGGCGGGUUUGGUGCGAAGCCGGUUACUCCAGCCGCCCAAAUUGGAAGCGCAAGCAAGACAUUUGCGGAUCAGGGAGGCAAGACACCAGCACAGUUGUGGGCUGAAAAGAAAGCUGCGCAGGGUCACACUGUAACGUCGCCUGGCAUUACCACUCCAUCUGUGCAGACACAAAAGAGCGGGGAGGGAGGGUGGAAGAGUGGUUACACAGGCAAAUCUUGGGCCGCUGUUCAAACCACUCGAACCGGACAAUCCGCAGCCAGCAACCUCAGUGAACAGCGUACUGGUGGAGAACCGCAAGAGGAAGAACCUUCACCUGCGGGGGGCGUGGGUGCUCUCAAAGAUCGUUUCAAGGGUGCCGCUCCCAUGGGUGCGCCAGGAUCCCGCGCAGUUCCUGAACCCGCUGCACCAAGCCCGCCUCCUAUGGAUAUGUCAAGCAAGCCUAAUGCCGGAUCUCGAGGCGUUCCUAUGCCUGGUCUGCCGAGCCGUCCAUCUCAGCCGGAAGAUGACGAUGUGCCUGAUGUUCAGCAUCAACGCCUUCCAACCCCGCCUCCUCAACCACGAAGGAGUCCCUCGCCCGAGCCCUCUGGAUCUCCUGUACGCAUAGCUAUGCCUGUGGCUCGGGGUCCUGAGCCCGAGGCUAUGUCGCCACCCGAAGAAAAGGCCCCCCCUAUGCCAACUCGUUCCCUUGACCAGGCUGCCAAACAAGCGCGCGAUGUCUCGCCAGAGCCACGCGUGGAAGCGAAAGAUCCCGCUCGCGGGGCUGGCGCUGCUGUUGCUGCGGGUACCUUCGGCGCUGCCGCAGUUGUCGGUGUGGGUGCUGCUGCUGCUCUUUCAUCUGACAACCCAGGCGGUAGUGAGGGCCAGCGUGCUCUUGUUCAGUACGAUUAUGAGAAAGCUGAAGAUAAUGAAAUCGAGCUCCGGGAAGGUGAAUAUGUUACUAACAUCGACAUGGUUGAUGAAGAUUGGUGGAUGGGUACGAACGCCCAGGGUGAGCAGGGUCUGUUCCCAUCCAAUUACGUGGAAUUAGUAGAAGGCGAAGAAGACGCCAGUGCCGGAGCUCCCCCUCCAUUGCCUUCUCAUCCUACUACUGCUGCGGAAGAGCCCUCAGCACCAGAGCCUACUGGCAGUGCUGGUGCGACGGCCACCGCGCUCUACGAUUAUGAUGCGGCGGAGGACAAUGAACUCAGCUUUCCAGAGGGUGCUACAAUCGCUUCGGUGGAGUUCCCCGAUGACGAUUGGUGGUUUGGUACGUACAACGGCUCGUCAGGCCUCUUCCCUGCGAAUUACGUGGAGUUGGAUGCCUAA